AUGAAGGCCCAACAAUUCGUUUUCGUAUUUGUUCUUCUGUUAUUGGCUUUUGAAUCCUAUGCUCUUCCGAACGGUUGCCUGAUCGAGCUCAAGGGACAGUUUAAACAUCAAACUGGUGAUGGAACUUCUGGUUGCUUCGGUCUUGACCCCUCUGAUGCAAUAAAGAAACUUAAAGUUGGCAAACCUGGUAUCAAAUGGACGCUGUUCUCUGACUUUGGCUGCAAUGGAAACGUCGUUGCCCAUGGUGUCGGUAAGAAGAAGUUUACCCCUAGUGUCACGGCUUUUUCGGUCAAAAUAACCUGUCCAUAA
Molecule: messenger RNA, 309 nt
Organism: Paraglomus occultum
Lineage: Eukaryota; Fungi; Glomeromycota; Glomeromycetes; Paraglomerales; Paraglomeraceae
Source: the annotation of a GenBank genome assembly